GUUAUGGCCAGCGGUGUGGUGAUGGUGAUGGUAGUGGUGACGGCGACAGCGAUGGCGAUGGCGGUGCAGGGGAGCCGUCACUCGGAUUUCUUCGUGGAGGGCGAGGUGUACUGCGACACGUGCCGUGCCGGGUUCGUGACGAACGUGACGACGGCGAUCCAGGCCGCGCGGGUGCGGCUGGAGUGCCGGCACUACAUGAGCGCGAGCGGGUCGGUGGAGAGAUCGGCGGAGGGGACAACGGACGCGACGGGGCACUACCGCAUGGAGCUGGUGGAGGUGGACAACCGCGGUGCCGAGUUGGUGUGCGCGGUGGCGCUGCUCAGCAGCCCGGUGACCGAAUGCCACGAGAUGGAGGUGGGUCGCGACCGCGCGCCGGUCACCCUCGUUCAGGACGUCGGCCUCGCCACCAUGGUCCGCCGCGCCAAUCCUCUCGGCUUCCUCCAGACUAUCCUCCAGACCCGCCCACUCCCCAUCUGCGGUGACCUUCUCAAGAGCUACGCGCUCGGCACCGCACCAAGCUACUAG
This is a messenger RNA of Oryza sativa Japonica Group (Japanese rice), 525 nucleotides long. Its product is annotated as pollen-specific protein C13. The record is from RefSeq and is a predicted model, not a curated record. NCBI's taxonomy places the organism in Eukaryota, Viridiplantae, Streptophyta, Magnoliopsida, Poales, Poaceae.